Molecule: messenger RNA, 456 nt
Organism: Leptosomus discolor (cuckoo roller)
Lineage: Eukaryota; Metazoa; Chordata; Aves; Leptosomiformes; Leptosomidae
Source: RefSeq, a predicted model, not a curated record
AUGGGGAGCGGGGAGGGUGUGCCCAUAGUGGGUGCUCGGGCUCAGCAUCACUGUCCCCCACCAGGUCCCCGGGGGAAGGGGGAGAAGCCCCCCGUGAAGGAGCCGCGGGGCAAAGCCAAGGUGCAGCACCCGGACCCCCCGCAGCCGGAGCACGACUUCCUCGGCUGCAUGUCCAAGCGCUCGGGCCUUCCUCGCUGGAUCCUGGCUGCCUGCCUCUUCCUCUCCAUCAUGGUGAUGCUGUGGCUGAGCUGUGCCAGUUUGGUGACUGCCCCCGAGCAGCACGUCAAGACCCAGACUCUCAGCAUCAACGGGGACAAGGAGUACCUGGAGGACCUGGACGGCCCCGGCGCCUUCCCCCUGCCUCCCGUCAUCGCCGUCACCCUGUGCCCUGCACACGGCGGCGAGGACGCGGGGCCGCUGCCCCUCAAGGUCGACCUGGACAAGACCGUCCUGUAG